This is a messenger RNA of Nelumbo nucifera (sacred lotus), 2398 nucleotides long. RefSeq names its product threonyl-tRNA synthetase, putative / threonine-tRNA ligase. The record is from RefSeq and is a predicted model, not a curated record. Gene Ontology annotation, molecular function: ATP binding; threonine-tRNA ligase activity. Gene Ontology annotation, cellular component: cytoplasm; chloroplast stroma. Gene Ontology annotation, biological process: threonyl-tRNA aminoacylation. Lineage: Eukaryota; Viridiplantae; Streptophyta; Magnoliopsida; Proteales; Nelumbonaceae.
UAAUCUUGGGCCUCCCUGUGAGUUUUCGUGAUUUAUUUCUGAUGUGGCUAGAUUUUCUAGAGAGGUGAGUGGAGAGAAACAAUACAAAACCUCCGCCACACAGCUUCACGCCUUCACCACGGUAGAGUGGGCAGGACCUUCUGCAGCGAAUGGCGUCAACUUACCCUCUCUUUGCCUGCUCCCUUCCAUUCUCGAAUCCUCGCGGUCAUCGAAGCUCUCUCAUAAAACCCUGUUUCUUUCUCCCUUCCCUUCCUCCAAAGGGAUUCAUUUUCACUUCGAGAAGAAACACCGCAAGGCAAAUUGGGGUCUAUGCGCAGAGUAAGAACAACAAAGGGAUCUCAACAACCUCCUCCGCUGUGGCCCUGGGUUCAUCCGAGACUGCGGUUGUGGCCGAAGAGAAGCUUCUCAAAGCAAAUACCGAUGAGGAGAAGAUCGUUCUUCCUACCAACGAGUCCUCAGAGAAAUUGUUGAGAAUUCGACAUACGUCCGCACAUGUAAUGGCUAUGGCUGUCCAGAAACUCUUCCCAGACGCUAAAGUGACCAUUGGACCGUGGAUAGAAAAUGGGUUCUAUUAUGACUUUGAUAUGGAACCAUUGACGGACAAAGACCUGAAGAGGAUAAAAAAGGAGAUGGAUCGCAUCAUUAGUCGGAAUUUACCACUAAUAAGAGAAGAAGUCUCCAGAGAUGAAGCUAAGAAAAGAAUAAUGACAAUCAAUGAGCCUUACAAAAUAGAGAUUUUGGAAAGCAUUAAGGCAGAUCCCAUCACCAUAUAUCACAUUGGAAAUGAAUGGUGGGAUCUUUGUGCUGGACCUCAUGUUGAUUCUACCGGCAACAUUAACAAGAAAGCUGUUGAACUUGAAUCCGUUGCUGGGGCUUACUGGAGAGGGGAUGAAAAUAAGCCAAUGCUGCAGAGGAUCUAUGGUACAGCAUGGGAAUCUGAAGACCAAUUAAAAGCAUACCUUCACUUUAAAGAAGAGGCAAAACGCCGGGAUCACAGGCGUCUUGGUCAAGAUCUUGAUCUUUUCUCUAUACAGGAUGAAGCAGGAGGAGGGUUAGUUUUCUGGCAUCCUAAGGGUGCCAUAGUUAGGCAUAUCAUAGAAGAUUCAUGGAAGAGAAUACAUAUACAGCAUGGUUAUGAUCUUCUGUACACUCCACAUGUGGCAAGGGCAGAUCUCUGGAAGAUCAGUGGUCAUCUGGACUUCUACAGGGAGAAUAUGUAUGAGCAGAUGAACAUUGAGGAUGAACUCUAUCAACUUCGACCCAUGAACUGUCCUUACCAUAUUCUGGUCUACAAAAGAAAGCUGCACUCAUACAGAGACUUUCCAAUUAGGGUUGCUGAGUUGGGAACUGUAUAUAGAUAUGAGCUGUCAGGAAGUUUACAUGGCCUAUUCCGAGUAAGAGGUUUCACUCAGGAUGAUGCACACAUUUUUUGUCUAGAAGAUCAGAUCAAGGAUGAAAUCAGGGGUGUCCUGGAUCUAACAGAGGAGAUCUUACUGCAAUUUGGCUUUAACAAGUAUGAAGUGAAUCUUUCCACAAGACCAGAGAAAGCUGUGGGAGGUGAUGAUAUAUGGGAAAAAGCAACAGCUGCUCUUAAAGAUGCUUUGGAUGAUAAGGGUUGGGACUACCAAAUUGAUGAAGGUGGGGGUGCCUUUUACGGUCCAAAGAUUGAUCUUAAAAUUGAGGAUGCUCUUGGAAGAAAGUGGCAGUGCUCAACUGUACAGGUUGACUUCAAUUUACCUCAGCGUUUUGACAUAACCUAUGUUGAUUCAAAUACGGAGAAGAAGCGGCCGAUCAUGAUUCAUAGAGCAGUACUUGGAUCUUUAGAGCGGUUUUUUGGUAUUCUCAUAGAGCAUUAUGCAGGUGAUUUUCCAGUAUGGCUUUCUCCAAUCCAAGCUCGUGUUUUACCCGUCACUGACACACAGCUUGAAUAUUGUCAUGAGGUGACUAAAAAGCUAAAAGGAAAUGGUAUCCGAGCUGAAGUUUGUCAUGGUGAGCGCCUACCAAAGCUUAUUAGAAAUGCAGAGAAACAGAAGAUUCCAUUAAUGGCUGUUGUGGGACCCAAAGAAGUUGAAACACAAACGGUUACAGUUAGAUCUAGGUUUGGAGGGGAGCUUGGGACCAUAAGUGUGGAUGAAUUUAUCAGCAGAAUUAAGUCUGCUACGGAGGACAGAAAAUCAUUUUAGAGCAAAUCUUUUAUUGGAAAUGCAAUGUUGCAAGUCUCCAGGAGUCUAGAUGCUAUUUAUUCUAUGUAUUUAUGGUGUUGUACACAGAGGGAAAAAUAAAACAAAAUUACAGCUGAAAGGAAAAAAAAGAAUCAAUUUUCUACUUGCAGAAUAUAAAUGCUCUUUCAGAUGUUUACAGACUAUUUAAUGCAAGUGCAUUGUAUUAUUGUAUGCAA